UGGUAAGGAAAAUGUAAAUCAAUCAUUUCCAUUUCAAAUUGUACUCUGAUUAGUUUCAUUGUUUUUAGUUCUUUAUUUUACCCAACAAUUUACAAUGAAUCGAAUUUUGAUUAAGAAACCGUUUUCGAACUCGACCAAUGUUCACAAUAAUCGUUCAGUUUAUGAACCUCCGGCAAAACAAAAGACUGUCAUUAGGGAAGAUGACGAUGAUGAUAGUGAAUUGAGUCGAAUUGGUCCCAAUAAUAAUAUUCAAGUCUACAUUCGAGUUCGCCCUGAGAAUGAGAGAGAAUCUCGGACAAGAAGAAUUAUUGAAGUGGUUGAUGAUCAGAGUUUACUAUUCGACCCGUUGACAGAUGAUGGUAACACUUUCACCUAUCAUGGUAAAAAAUAUAAAGAUAUCGGUAAAAAGGCCAACAAGGAUUUGUCGUUUUCGUUUGAUGCUGUUUUCGAUGAAGGAACAACAAAUAUUCAAGUGUAUGAAAGAGCCGUUAAAGGUUUUGUCCAAUCUUUACUGGAUGGUUUUAAUUGUACCAUUUUCGCCUAUGGUCCAACUGGAUCUGGUAAAACUUUCACAAUGUUGGGAUACAAUGGUGAUCCUGGUGUAAUCUUUUAUACUGCCAUGGAAAUAUUUCACAAUAUUGAGCAGCGACCAUCGGAUGAACAAUAUGAAGUGUGUGUUGCUUAUUUUGAAAUUUACAAUGAAAAAGUGCGUAACCUGUUGACACCAAGUUCACAAGUUCUCAAGGUUGUUGAUUCCAUGUCUGGUGGUGUAGAUAUUUUAGGACUUACACUGAGAACAGUUGGAAAUGCCGAUGAACUCAUUGAAACUCUUGAAACUGGUAAUCAAUAUCGAGCCCAACAAGCAACCGAUGCAAAUGCAACAUCUUCACGUUCACAUGCGGUUUUCCAACUAUUUUUACGUAAGAAAACCUGCCCGAAAGGUAAACAACUUGUAACACAGGAAACGAAGAUGUGUCUUGUAGAUUUGGCAGGUUCGGAAAGAGCUUCGAUUGCUUACAAAGAGAAACGUUCUGAAACUUUACACCGAGAAGGAAUAAAUAUCAACAAGUCUCUUCUCGCACUUGGAAAUUGCAUCAAUGCUUUGGCCUGUAAAAGUCGUAAAGGUCUUAAAAAACAUAUUCCUUAUCGAAGUUCAGUGUUAACCAGGAUAUUAAGUGAUUCUCUCGGUGGUAAUUGUCGAACUGCAAUGAUCGCUACUGUCAGUCCAUCAUCUUUAUCAUAUGAUGACACUCACAACACUCUCUCAUAUGCCAACCGGGCAAAAGGAAUCAAUUUAGCGGUAAAGAGGAGAAGUAGCGUCAUCGGUGUUCAACCGCGUCAUCAACAAAUGGCUCUUGAUGCCUCAAAUCAAGAAAAUAUUUCUCUGGCAGAGGACAAUAUUCUAUUAGAACAACAGGUUGCUGAAUCGCCACGAAUACCUGCAAAUCCUAUCACAGCCGAUUCUUCAUCUCUUGAUAUUUUAAACUCGUAUCAAAAUAUUCUAGAUGAAAAGUUUAAGAAGCGACUUGAGCUGAGAAGAAAACUCGUAGAAUGUGAUGACGAAAUUGAAAAAAUCAAGUUGAAAUACCUUUUAGAGAAUAUGCUUAAGGACAGUCGUCAACAAAAUGAAGGUGCUGAUGAAAACAAAGAUGAUAAAAGGGAGCAAUAUCGGGUUUGUCCCAUGGAUGGCUGCCCUUACACAAUCCCUAUUUCCAAUAAUAAUUUCUCCAAACACAAGGGCUACCACGGGGUGGCUAAGUUAAUUCAAGAAAAAAUUUAUUUAACUCAUGAAGAAUACACAAUCAGGAAGAAUGAUUGGAAAAUUUUUAAAAAGCAGAAAGAAUUGGAAGCUGUGUUUGAAGAACGGAAGAAUUUAUUCGUUUGAAAGUCGCAACAGAUGAUUACUUUAUUGAUGCCUUUUUCCGAGAGAAACACAUGCAAGUCGAACUUCAAGAUAAAAUAAUGACCGAUAAACAUCAUUCUGAAGUUUCCUACACGAUUAUCACCCAGUCGCAAGUUUGGCUCG
Panonychus citri (citrus red mite) is the source of this 2026-nucleotide messenger RNA. Its product is annotated as kinesin-like protein KIF18A. Gene Ontology annotation, biological process: microtubule-based movement. The coding region runs from base 95 to 1885 and encodes 596 amino acids. Gene Ontology annotation, molecular function: microtubule motor activity; ATP binding; microtubule binding. The transcript has 3 exons. The record is from RefSeq and is a predicted model, not a curated record. NCBI's taxonomy places the organism in Eukaryota, Metazoa, Arthropoda, Arachnida, Trombidiformes, Tetranychidae.